This is a messenger RNA of Colletotrichum karsti, 267 nucleotides long. RefSeq names its product cytochrome c oxidase-assembly factor cox23. The record is from RefSeq and is a predicted model, not a curated record. Bases 1 to 267 code for a protein of 88 amino acids. The transcript has 4 exons. Lineage: Eukaryota; Fungi; Ascomycota; Sordariomycetes; Glomerellales; Glomerellaceae.
AUGUCGUCCUCCGACGAACCCUCCAAGGCCGUGGUCGAGAAAGUCGACCAAUCUUUUAAGGAGAGCAGUCGCAAGUUCGAUGCUAAGGAUAAGAGCGAGUACUACGACCCUUGCCAAGAAUUUGCGCAAAAGAGCAUCAAAUGUCUGCACCGCAACGGUGGUGACAGAUCCAUGUGCGGCGACUACUUCCAAGCCUACAGAGACUGCAAGAAGGCAUGGUUUGACAAGAAGAAGGAAGAGCGCAAGAAGAAUGGCGCCUGGUUUUGA